CAUUUGAAAAACUGUAACAUUGCGGAACUAUUCAGUAUUUGGCGAGCAUCGGAAAUAUGGUGGAUGGUUCAGGUCAAGCGUUUGGCGGAAAGUUCAGAGUUGGCGAUGUUCAAACGAAAAAAUUUCGAGUGCAUCAUAGGCACCAAAGUAAAGAAGAAAGAGCUUUGCUAGAGUUAAAUCAUCCAAACAUCGUCAAACUUCAUGAGCGUGAAAGUGACUAUGUCUAUUUGUACUAUGCAUUGGGCCCGUGUUUGGACACUUUAGAUCAGCUGUUCUUGAAGUCGGAUGAUGCCAGAAAAUACAAGGGACGUAUGCCCCAUCAUAUCGAUGGUUUGCUUCAAUUAGCUUCUGGUCUCGAAUACCUCCAUUCAAAUAAUUUAGUUCAUGGAGACAUCAAACCAGAAAAUGUCCUGAUUGCGGAGGAACCUGCUGGCCAAGAUGAGAUAACUCUCAAAUGGACAAAUUUUGGACUGAUCAGAAGUGUCAGUGAAGCAAAGCAAACCAGUCCUAUCAGAAGCAAUAAGGCAUGGUUAGCCCCCGAGUGGCUUCGAUUGAAAAAAAAAAAGAAGAAAAGCCCUACAGGAAAUGUAGAUGAAACCAGUUAUCCAGUAAGCAUCGAGAGCGACGUGUUUGUAAUGGGACUUGUUUUCGGUAAUUUACUCUUGAAUGGCGAACAUCUCUACGGUUCCAUCGAAAAUAAAAUUGCCGAAAACAUAGUUAAAGGAGAUCCCAUUAACAUGCAAAAAAUGGAUGGCAAAUUGCGCGACUGUUACGAGAAUGACCUGUUCGAAAAAAUGUUGAGAAACGAUCCCAAUGAAAGAAUAACAUCGGAAAAAGUUCUCAUUCAAUUGCAGUCGAUCAAGGAUAAGCUCACUGGAAAAGAAAAAGAAUUGCUUGAACUGUGUGGGCGUGAUUCGCGAGAGGAUCUCACGGGAAAAAUAGAAGAAUUAAUUCAGUUCGGAAUUAACGUGAACGCAAAGGACAAAGACGAAACGAAUGUGCUCCAUCUUUUGUGUCGUAACUAUUCAAACCCAAAAUUUACCGACGCAAUUCAACUCGUAAUCAAAAGCGGUGUCGACGUGAAUGCAAGGGACAACUAUGGAAUGAAUGCCAUUCAUUAUUUGUGUCGAUACCAUUCAAGCCAAACCUUAAUUAACGGAAUUGAAGUCUUGAAUCAAUCCGGAAUCGACGCAAAGGCAAUAACCGACGAUGGAUCGAAUGCGCUCCAUUAUCUAUGUCGAUACAAUUCAACCCCAAAUUUAGUCGACGCAGUUGGUAUUUUGACUAAAUUCGGAGUGGAUAUGAUGCUGCCGGACAACGCUGGAUGGAAUGCGUUUUAUUAUUCGCAAAAUAAAUUUAACAAAGAGAUGAAAAUUUGGUUCGACCGCCAACAACCAAUAGGGGAAGGUGGCUUUGGUAUGGUAAACAAAGGGAAGUUCGGAGGUCGUGAAGUUGCAGUCAAAAGAGUUGAAAUGCGUCAUGUGGACAAAAGAGAAGAAGACGCAAUGCUAAAAUUGGAUCAUCCGAACAUCGUCAAACUUCUUCAUUAUGAAACGGACAACGACUUUAUGCAAGACAUUUUUUUUAUGACUUUAAAUAACAAAAUGAUUCCAAAAUUGAUUUGUUUUUUUCGUUCUCGCGUUAAAGGUACUACGCAUUGGAAUUAUGUGUCGCUUCUUUAGAUCAACUUUUUCUGAAGGAGGAUAAUCCCAAAAAAUACAACGAACGUAUACUACCUCCUAUCGAAAUAUUCCGUCAAUUAGCCACAGGCCUGGAAUACAUCCAUUCAAAGAAUUUAAUACAUCGGGACAUUAAACCGGAAAACAUCCUCAUUAUGCGAAAGCCUGGAAAAUAUGAAAAUAUAAUAAUGAAAUGGUCUGAUUUUGGACUGGCCAAAUCCGUAAACGAAAAGGGACUUCACUCGUGGACUGGAGUGAGAGGAACGAGAACUUGGUACGCACCCGAAGUGCUGGAAAAACUCAACAACGAUCAAAACGUGAAAAAUAAUAAGUUUUGGGGCACCGUCAAGAGCGAUGUGUUCGUUCUCGGCAUUGUCUACGGUUAUAUUUUUUUGGAGGGAGAACAUUUAUUCGGCUCAAGUGAAACUGAAAUUCACAAGAACAUCAUUGAAAAUAAUCCAGUGAAUAUGACGAAAAUUGAUGGCGAACUGCGCAAAUAUUAUGAGAAUGACUUACUAACGAAAAUGUUGGAAUAUGAUACGGAAAAAAGAAUGAAUUCGACAGAAGUCGUCAAUCAACUGGCAUCCAUUAAGAAUAAAUUGACUGAAAAAGAAACAGAAUUUCGACAACUUUUUGCUGGUUACACUUCGGCUGAUCUAGUUGGAAGAAUCAACGACUUAAUUCACCUUGGAAUCGAUGUGAAUGCAAAGGGCAAAUAUGGUGAGAAUAUGCUCCAUUAUUUGUGUGAACUCAAUUCAAGCCCAAAUUUAAUUGACGCCAUUCAACUCUUAAUCCAACUGGGAAUCGAUGUGAAUGCAAAGGACAAAUGGGGAAGCAAUGCGCUCCAUUUUUUGUGUUGGUUUAAUUCAAGCCCAAAUUUAAUUGACGCCAUUCAACUCUUAAUCCAACUGGGAAUUGAUGUGAAUGCAAAGAGCGAAUGGGGAAGCAAUGCGCUCCAUUUUUUGUGUAUAUCAAAUUUAAGCCGAAAUUUAAUUGACGCCAUUCAACUCUUAAUCCAACUGGAAAUCGAUGUGAAUGCAAAGGACAAAUGGGGAAGGAAUGCGCUCCAUUAUUUGUGUUGGUUAAAUUCAAGCCCAAAUUUAAUUGACGCCAUUCAACUCUUAAUCCAACUGGGAAUUGAUGUGAAUGGAAAGGACGAUAAUGGAUAGAAUGCGCUCCAUUACUUGUGUGAAUCAAAUUCAAGCCCAAAUUUAAUUGACGCCAUUCAACUCUUAAUCCAACUGGGAAUCGAUGUGAAUGCAAAGGACAAAUGGGGAAAGAAUGCGCUCCAUUAUUUGUGUGAACUCAAUUCAAGCCCAAAUUUAAUCAACGCCAUUCAACUCUUAAUCCAACUGGGAAUUGAUGUGAAUGCAAAGGAUUUUGAUGGAAGGAAUGCGCUCCAUUAUUUGUGUGGAUCAAAUUCAAACCCUAAUUUAAUUGACGCCAUUCCACUUUUAAUCCAACUGGGAAUUGAUGUGAAUGCAAAGGACAAUGAUGGAAGGAAUGCUCAAAGUUAUUUACGCGAUAAUGAUAAGAUUAGCAACAAGGACGAAAUCCUAAAACUGCUCGACGAAGCACUUCAUGUUUGUAUCAUGACUCAUCAUGACUCUUGGCGAUGCAAUGCACUUUAACGGAAAAUAAAAUAUGGCAACUGUUGUAUACUCGGAAUAAUUUUGCCAUUUACUCCUUGAAAACUCAAAAAUCCCGCUUUCUUGGGUGUAUUGCUCAGGCCGACGGACUUUCAAAAAUAAAAAUAAAGACUACAUCGUCAUAGAGUCUUAUCAAUUUAUGACUCCUUUAGCCAUGUUGAUUGCGACUCAUUCGACAAUUUAUAAAUUCUAUGUGCGCAAACGACAUUAAAAUAAAAGAAAGUAUCAAAGCAAAAAACAAGUGAUUCAAUAUCGGUUCAACAAGCCUCUUCUCUCAUUGGAUAAGUAGUUCAUUUCAUUUCAAGCUUCUAGCAAACUGUAAUGGAGCUCAUUCAGGAAAACAAUCAGAGCAAUAAAGAACCUUAAUAAACAAUAAAAAAAUUAUAUCUCGAAUGGUGAAUA
This is a messenger RNA of Daphnia carinata, 3730 nucleotides long. RefSeq names its product death-associated protein kinase 1-like. The record is from RefSeq and is a predicted model, not a curated record. Gene Ontology annotation, biological process: protein phosphorylation; IRE1-mediated unfolded protein response; intrinsic apoptotic signaling pathway in response to endoplasmic reticulum stress. The coding region runs from base 57 to 1682 and encodes 541 amino acids. The transcript is spliced from 6 exons. Gene Ontology annotation, molecular function: ATP binding; protein serine/threonine kinase activity; RNA endonuclease activity. Gene Ontology annotation, cellular component: IRE1-TRAF2-ASK1 complex. NCBI's taxonomy places the organism in Eukaryota, Metazoa, Arthropoda, Branchiopoda, Diplostraca, Daphniidae.